Triticum turgidum subsp. durum (durum wheat) is the source of this 945-nucleotide messenger RNA. Lineage: Eukaryota; Viridiplantae; Streptophyta; Magnoliopsida; Poales; Poaceae. The record is from the annotation of a GenBank genome assembly.
AUGAAGCACACGACGUCGGACUCGGACGUGACGAGCCUGGCGACCACGUCGCCGUCGCGGUCCCCGAAGCGGGCGGCCUACUACGUCGUCAGCCCGUCGCGCGACUCGCGGGACGACGGCGACAAGUCCUCGUCCACGCAGGCCACCCCCGUGUACAACAGCCCCCUCGACUCCCCGUCGCACCAGUCCUCCAUCGGCCCGCACUCCAGGGCCUCCUCUGCCAGCCGCUUCUCCGGGAACCUCACCGGCGGCGGCCGGGCCGCCGCCACCCGGAAGCGCCCCCACGGCCACGGCAAGGGGUGGCACGAGGUGGACGUGAUUGACGAGGAGGAGGCCGAGGACGCCGGCGUGGACCAGGAGCGGGAGCUCUCCAGGAGCUGCGUCGCCGCCUUCUGGUUAUCGGUUCUCGUCCUCGCCUUCACCCUCGUCUGCCUCGUCGUCUGGGGCGCCGCCCGCCGUGAUAAACCCAGCGUCCUCGUCAAGAGCUUGAGAGUGGAGAAUUUCUACGCCGGCGAAGGGACGGACGGCACCGGAGUGCCGACCAAGUUCGUCACGAUGAACUGCUCGCUCGAGAUUGACGUCCACAACCCCUCCACCAUGUUCGGCAUCCAUGUCUCUUCCACCUCCAUCCAGCUCUACUAUUCCCAGAUACCCAUCGCCAGCGGUCAGCUGGACAAGUUCUACCAGCCGAAGAAGAGCCGGCACGUCGCAUCGGUGACCCUGCACGGCGAGAAGACGCCGCUCUACGGAGCCGGGGCUACCUUCGUCCUCACCGACACCGACGGCGUGCCCCUCACCGUGGACUUGGCGGUGAGGACGAGAGGGUAUGUCAUCGGCAGGCUUGUCAGGGUGACACACGCCAAGCGUGUGCGAUGCCCGGUUCUUGUGAGCUCUCUCACCGACAAGCCCAUCAUGAUCACCCAGACUGCUUGCAGCUACUCUUGA